CGGGGUGCAAGGCUGCCUCCACCAUUGCCAUGUGAUUAUGAAACUCAGGUCGGAAUCGGGGGAAAAUAAGACCUGUGCAAUGUUGUACACCCUUUUACCUUAAUAAAAGAGCCCAACCUGAGGUGUGAAGCUCAAAUCGUAAGCCAGCUAUUGAAGUUUGGAGGUCCGAAUGUCUGGCGAAUAUCGAAUCUCAAACCAACUUUACCAGGGUGGGGAACCAGUGUUAUGAGUGAAUGGGAGAAAUGGUAUCCCGUGGAUUGACUAUCCCAGCGCUCUUCCAGCUGUGUUUGUUGUUGAUUUUGGCACCAUACAUCAAAGGCAGAACAUCGGAGAAAUGUCUCCCGGGCAAUACAUGUCGAUCUGAAAAACCUCCCGUAGUCCUAAUUCCUGGGGACCUGGGGAACCAGCUGGAGGCCAAGCUGGACAAGCCCAGCGUGGUUCACUACAUCUGCUACAAAAAGACUGAUGUUUACUUCACAUUAUGGCUCAACCUGGAACUGCUGGUGCCGGUGGCCAUCGACUGCUGGAUUGACAACAUAAGACUGAUUUACAACCGCACAACAAGGCAGACAGAAGCACCUCCGGGGGUAGAUGUCAGAGUGCCUGGCUUUGGACAGACCUUCCCUCUGGAAUACCUUGACCCUAGCAACUACAGUGUUGGUAUGUAUUUCUUCACCAUAGUGCAGGCGCUGGUGGAGUGGGGAUACACGAGAGAUGACGAUGUUCGAGGAGCUCCGUAUGACUGGCGUAAAGCGCCAAAUGAGAACAAAGCCUACUUCAUGAGUCUGCAACAGAUGAUUGAGGAGAUGGCAGAGAAGGCUGGGGGUCCGGUUGUCCUGAUGGCCCACAGCAUGGGGAACAUGUACACCCUGUAUUUCCUGAACCAUCAGCCCCAGGCCUGGAAGGAUCGCUACAUCAAGUCCUUUGUGUCCCUGGGUGCACCUUGGGCUGGUGUGGCUAAAACCCUGAGAGUUGUGGCUACUGGUGAUAAUAACCGUAUCCCAGUCAUCAGUUCACUAAAGAUCCGCUCACAACAGCGCUCUGCAGUCUCAACCACAUGGCUGUUCCCAUACUCACAUUCCUGGCCUGCUGACAAGGUGCUAAUCCAAACACCCACCACCAACUACACAGUGAAAGACUACCAACACUUCUUCAAGGAUAUCGACUUUGAAGACGGCUGGGAGAUGCGUCAAGACACUGAACCACUGGUCAGUGCACUAGAGCCCCCCAGGGUGGCCAUACACUGUCUGUAUGGCAGCAGAGUGCCCACAGCGGAGGGUUUUCUCUACACCAACUUUCCUGAUACAGACCCCACACUGAUUCUCGGAGAUGGGGAUGGGACGGUCAACCUGCUGAGUGCCACCCAGUGCAAGCGUUGGAUAGGCCACCAGACUCAGCCUGUCCAUAUGCUUGAACUGGAGGGGAAUGAGCAUGUGGCCAUGUUGCUCAACUUUACCACAGUAACCUACAUCAAGACCGUGCUCUUUGGCCCCUGAGCGACCUCAACUAACUACUGCCCCUCAGCUUGCUGUCUGAUGUGACAAAUUCACAAAAAUGAAGAACUGGGAUAGUACAGAGAGAAGACAACUGAUAGGCUUUUGGACACAUGACGGUCUGAGCCUGAGGAGGAAGUGAUGGCGGCAGUAAAAUGUUUUAUCCUAUUUUAUUAUGAAUUAUCCCCUCAGCAGACGAUUGCUGUUUGUUCCCUUUAAUGUCGAUCAAAAUGUUACUAUGUUAAUUGAUCAUAUUUGGAAAGGACUUUCCCACUUAAGACUCAAGAUUACCAGGUUGUUUCCUGUUGUGCUGAACCAAAAACGAUUUACUAUGUGAUCCUCAGAAUUAGCAGUAUGUCCAAUAUUGAGCUGUGAUGAAUUAAGAAAAUCAGGGGCUUUUUGUGGAGGCUAGAUUGUUUACAGCACAGGGAGAUGCCGUCUGAUCAGCUUGAUUGUAACUAUGUCAUUGCGCUAUGGUUGGGCUUGAACAAUAUAUUGCUGGAACUAUCAUGAUCUGUGUGUUGUGCUGCCUUGUGACGAUUAAGUAAAAUGUAAUGUUAAACAUUGCUUUAA
Molecule: messenger RNA, 2066 nt
Organism: Coregonus clupeaformis (lake whitefish)
Lineage: Eukaryota; Metazoa; Chordata; Actinopteri; Salmoniformes; Salmonidae
Product: phospholipase A2 group XV
Exons: 6
Coding region: 234-1496 (420 amino acids)
Biological process (GO): phosphatidylcholine metabolic process; ceramide metabolic process
Cellular component (GO): lysosome
Source: RefSeq, a predicted model, not a curated record